CGGCCCGCCCCCGACUGCGCGUUGGGUUCCGCGCCGGGCGGCACCAGCCGGCGUUGACGUUAGCCAUGGAAACGCGGAGCGGGCCCCGACGCCACCGUGGUAAACUGGUAGCCCGGCCACUACAGCUUCUCCGCCUCCGCGUUCGGACCGCAAGCAGUCUCUCAGCGGGAGCGCCCAACCCGGGUCUGCCUGCAAAAAUGCAGUCCCCGGGAUGCCUUCGCAUCGCCUCUUCUCUUGGGUGACUCGAGAGACUGCUGUGUUACGGAAAAGGAUGUGACUUUCAGAAUAAUCCUGAGUGAGAAGGAUGAGUCCAGAUGUCCCUCUGCUGAAUGAUUACAAACAGGACUUCUUUCUGAAGCGCUUUCCACAGACUGUUCUUGGAGGCCCUCGACUCAAAUUAGGCUAUUGUGCUCCUCCUUACAUAUAUCUUAAUCAGGUUAUCCUUUUUUUGAUGCCAUGGGUUUUAGGUGGAAUAGGAACACUUUUGUACCAAUUAGGCAUCCUGGAAGACUAUUAUACAGCAAUACUUUCAGGUGGACUAAUGCUUUUCACUGCAUUUGUCAUCCAGUUCACAAGUUUACACGCCAGAAACAAAUCGGUAACAGUAGAAAGAAUGCUGACAACAGAUAUCUUAGCAGAAGAAGAUGAGCAUGAAUUUACAAGUUGUGCUGGUGCUGAGACCAUCAAAUUUCUAAUUCCUGGCAAAAAAUAUAUAGCCAAUACAGUUUUUCAUUCUGCUCUUGCUGGGUUAUUGUGUGGUCUUGGAACAUGGUAUUUGCUCCCGAACAGAAUAACCUUGUUGUAUGGCAGUGUAGGAGGCACUGUUCUACUGUUUGUCUUUGGAUGGAUGACGUUAUGUAUUGGAGAAUAUUCAUUAAUUGUAAACACAGCUACAGAGACUGCGACUUUCCAAACCCAGGAUACUUAUGAAAUCACUCCUCUUAUGAGGCCUCUUUAUAUUUUUUUCUUCUUUUCAGUAGAUCUUGCACACAGGUAAUAAGCUAUCAAAUAUUUUAAACUUGCUUUGUUUUUAAGCAUACAUAGUUAAAGCACUCUCCUUAGUAUUAAAAAAAAAAGAGAAUCUGUGAAUUGAAGGUCACCAUACCGUUGGGUGAUAGAUUGUUUUGAUGAUUAAUCUCUUAGGACUAAUCUCUGUUAAACACACAUCCUAAAGCAAUAAUUUAAUCUUAUUGAAGAAUGAAAAAAAAACCUUUUUGUAUGAUAAGAUAAAUAAGCAAAAUUCCAAUCCUGUGUUUUACUUUAAAUAAAGAGCUAUGAAUGUAAAAGAUUGCCUGACUGAAACCUGUGAAAAAAGAUGAAACUCUCCUGUUAGGGGAAAAUGAAGAAUUUAAAGUUUAUACAAAUAAAUAUUAUGCAUAGUUGGAGUGGAUUUAAGAUGAAUAGAAUAACUUACUUAAUUUUGUUAUAGUAACUAUAUAGAAGGAAUCUUGAUUUUUUUAAAAUAUAGAAGAAAUAGAAAAUAGCAAUUUUAAACAAAAUUGUUUGAUAACUCCUUUUGCUUGCCUUUUCUAAAUCUGACUUUUCUCUGUUUCUUUGGAUUGUAGCUUUCUCUUUCACAGGUUAGUGUCCAGAUAGAAAUGUAUAGGUAUGUUAUGGACUGAAUGUUUGUGCCCUCCCCCAUCCCUGUUCCAGAUUCAUAUGUUAAAUCCCUUAGUGUGGUGCUAUUUGGAGGUGGGGUCUUGGGGAGCUAAUUGGGAUAAUGAGGGUGAUGCCCUGGUCUGAUGGAAGUAGUGCCCUUAUAUGAAGAGAGACCAGGGAGCUUGAUUUCUUCUUCCAACAUGUGAGGAUAAAGUGAGAAGGCAGCUGUCUGCAAGCCAGAACAAGAGUUUUAACCAUACUCUGAUCAUGAUGGCACACUGGUCUCAGACUUCCAGCCUCCAGAUCUGUGAGAAAUAAAUUUCUGUUGUUAAGGCCAGCCAGUCCAUGAUAUUUCAUUUUGGCAGCCUCAACUGGCUAAGACAGAUUUUGAUAUGAAAAAGGUUUAUGGUAAAUGUACCAGUUCUACAACAAUUGAAUCAACUUUUACACAUCUUGUUUAUAUUUUUACCCUUUCUGUGGGCGCUCGGGACUCUGCCCCCACCUGAUGCACUUUUCUUAUGGGCAAUGGAGCAGGUUUUAGAGUUUGGCCUUGGAGGCUCAUCUGUGUCAACCCACCUAUGGUUAUUAAUAAUGUUCUUCAUUUCUGCUGGAACAGCUGUAACAUCGUAUUUCAUUCCCAGCACUGUUGGUGUGGUUCUUUUCAUGACUGGACUUGGAUUCUUACUGAGUCUUAAUCUAAGUAAGAUAGGUUUUGUGUUCAAACUCAACGUGAUCAGACACAGAACUGGAACCAAAUCUAAGACUUUACCCAGUUGUUCAGAAAAACAGUUUACUUGGAAGGAAUACCUUUUCUACAUCAUUGUGUUAGUCUUGGCUCUCUUAGAAACUGGUUUGUUGCAUCACUUUGCUGGUAUCUCACAGAUUUCCAAAAACAGUCCCCAGGCUAUUCUUGGCUAUAUUUUGAUGGUAUUAUUUAUAAUACUAUGGAUACUUAAGGAAAUUCAAAAUGUCUAUAUCUUUGGAAUUUUCCGGAACCCCUUCUAUCCAAAGGAUGUGCAGACUGUGACUUUAUUCCUAGAGAAGCAAACAAGGCUCGCGAAGAUUGGUGUUGUCAGACGGAUUUUGCUAAAUCUAGUGUCACCUUUUGCUAUGAUAGCAUUUCUUUCAUUGGACAGUUCCUUGCAAGGGCUUCACUCUGUGUCUGUCUCCAUUGGAUUCACAAGAGCUUUUAGAAUGGUAUGGCAGAAUACAGAAAAUGCUUUAUUGGAGACAGUCAUUGUAUCAGCAGUGCACUUGUUGAUCUCUAGUACAGAUAUAUGGUGGAACAGAAGCCUGGAUACAGGAAUCAGACUCUUACUGGUUGGUAUCAUGCGUGAUCGUCUGAUUCAGUUCAUCUCUAAAUUGCAGUUUGCUGUGACUGUGCUUUUGGCAUCAUGGACAGAGAAAAAACGUAGAAAAUCAACCACCAGUUUAUGUAUACUCAAUAUUGUCUUCUCUCCAUUCGUGUUGGUCUUAAUAGUUUUUUCUACACUACUCUCAUCUCCCUUACUCCCUCUGUUCACCCUUCCUUUGUUCUUGGUGGGGUUUCCUCGACCUGUUCAGAGUUGGCCAGGAGUAGUGGGCACAACAGCCUGUGUGUGUGCAGAUACAGUGUACUACUACCAGAUGGUCCCGAGUUUGACCACUGCACUACAGUCUGCAAUGGCGGCUGGAAGUUUAGGUCUCCUCUUACCUGGGUCUCAUUACUUGGGCCGUUUUCAGGAUCGUUUAAUAUGGAUAAUGAUUCUAGAAUGUGGCUAUACUUAUUGCUGUAUUAACAUUAAGGGGUUAGAAUUGCAAGAGACGUCCUGUCAUACUGCUGAAGCUCGAAGAGUUGAUGAAGUUUUUGAAAGUGCCUUUGAGCAAGAAGAAUAUGCAAGAGUAUGUUCCAUAAAUGAACACUUUGGAAAUGUCUUGACACCUUGUACUGUUUUGCCAGUGAAACUCUAUUCUGAUGCCAGGAAUGUUUUGUCUGGCAUAAUUGAUUCUCAUGAUAACUUAAGAGAAUUUAAAGGUGACCUUGUUAAAGUACUUGUGUGGAUACUUGUUCAGUACUGUUCCAGAAGGUCCAGCAUGCAGGAGAAUGUUCACAAAAUUGAAAAUAAAGGGAAAGCAUCUCUAAUAGUUCUGCCUGCUUUGAAUACUCCACCGCAAACUGAAUCCCCAGAAGACACAGACAGUUUAAAUUCAGAAACUUUGGAUGACUGGUCUGAUGAUGUUUUUGGUGACGAACCAACUAUCAAAAAAGGAAGAGAAAAAGAUCAGUUGAAAAUUUUGCCAGGUAUAGAUUUGCCUAUUCCAGGAUCAGUAGAAUCACAGAGGGUUGGUAAUCAUUCUACAGGCACAGUUACUGAAAAUAGUCUUUACAAAGCAAUUGUAUUGGGAUACCCUGCUAUUGACAAAGGAAAACAAGAAGACAUGGCAUAUAUCCCUCUCGUGGAGUUCAGUUGUUCUCAUUCCCACUUGUUAAGCUUACCUGAAGAGUGGAUGUCUAACUGUUUGCCUAAUUCCAAAGUGAAGGAGAUGAGCUCAUUAUUUCCGGAAGACUGGUACCAGUUUGUUUUAAAGCAGUUGGAAUGUUUCCGUUCAGAAGAAAAUGCCUCAGUUGUUGUGGAAGAAAUUGCAAAGGACAGAGUUUUAAAAGACUUUUAUGUUCAUGCAGUAAUGACUUGUUAUUUUAGUUUAUUUGGAGUAGACAAUAUGAUUCCUAGUCCUGGUCAUAUAUUGAGAGUUUACAGUGGUGUUUUGCCUUGGUCUGUUGCCUUGGAUUGGCUCACAGAAAAGCCAGAAUUGUUCCAACUAGCACUGAAAGCUUUCAGGUAUACUCUGAAACUCAUGAUUGAUAAAGCAAGUUUAGGUCCAGUAGAAGACUUUAAAGAGCUGACUAACUGCCUUGAAGAAUAUGAAAGUGACUGGUAUAUUGGUUUGGUAUCUGAUGAAAAGUGGAAAGAAGCAGUUUUACAAGAAAAACCUUACUUGUUUUCUCUGGGGUAUGAUCCUCAUAUGGGAGUUUACACUGGGAGAGUACUUACCCUUCAAGAAUUACUGAUCCAAAUCGGGAAGUUAAACGCUGAAGCUGUUAGAGGUCAGUGGGCCAAUCUUUCAUGGGAAUUGCUUUAUGCCACAAAUGAUGAUGAGGAGCGUUACAGUAUACAAGCUCAUCCACUUCUCUUAAGAAACCUUACAGUACAAGCGGCUGAUCCUCCCCUGGGAUAUCCAAUUUAUUCUUCAAAACCUCUCCAUAUACGUUUGUUUUAGAGCCCAUUUUGACUUGUAAAUGUAUUAUCAUCAAAUGAGAUGUUUUUAUUUUUUCACUCUAGAAAAGUAACAGUGUGAUUCCUCAUAACUUCACUGGACUUCCCUCUCUCCUUCCACAAGUCACAUGCCUGAGAAAAGCUAAGCUCUGUAGAGUUGAUUCUCUUAGAUAUCUCAGUGGUUUAAAACAACAACUUUAUGUCUAACAUAAAAGUUAGAACUAGUUGGCCAAUAUUUGUGCCCUAUAGAUUGUGGUAGGCUUUGGUAAUGUAAAGCAUUUGUAUGAGAUUAGAUAGUUUUUUAAUGCUUUCUUAAUAAGUGACUUGCCUUAGAGGUGUCAACAGCUAUGUAAUUUUUACAUACUUAAAAGAUACACAUAUUGUUUUUAAGAUGCUAAUGGAUCCUAUUGAAGGUUACAUAAUGUAUAUAUAUUUAUUUCAAAUAUAAUUAAAUUUUAUAGUAUUUUCAAACU
This is a messenger RNA of Vicugna pacos (alpaca), 5326 nucleotides long. NCBI's taxonomy places the organism in Eukaryota, Metazoa, Chordata, Mammalia, Artiodactyla, Camelidae. The record is from RefSeq and is a predicted model, not a curated record.